AUGCCAACCACGUUCGCCGGAGGUCACGGCAUCAAUAACCAAGACCUCGACAUCCCCAAGCGCCUGUCGUUCGUGAGUGGCACCUCGCAACCAAAGGACAUCGAGGACGGCAGCUAUGUCGGCGCCAAGACCCCCGAGCGUGUACCCAUCGGUGCGCUCCCUCCCGGAGGAGAAGACGGCGCCAUACGUGAAGGCGGCAUGCCCGUGUUGACGAGCAAGGAGAACCUCGGACUGCUGUUCGAGUACGCCGCUGUUGGACUCGUGUACGGACUGCUGCCGGAGACGAUCUACCCGUUCAUGCAGGAGUACCUCAACUGUUCCGGCGCUCAAGUGACUGCUGCGAGUCAGCUUGUGGUGCUGCCGUGGAGCUUCAAGGUCUUCUACGGCAUCCUGACCGACUGUCGCCCGAUCUGCGGCUACCGCCGUCGACCGUACAUGAUGAUCGGUUGGGGCAUUUGCUUCGCCAUGCUGCUGGUCAUGUGCAUCAUGCCCAUUGGCAAGCCAUACUUCACAAAUGUGGAUGACAGAGAGGUCGACAUCGCCGACUACACGCCAGAGCUCGAAGCGCGCAUCAACUACGACGCUCCAUCGGAAGGCGCCAAGUACGUGAUGCUCAUGUUCUUCGCGGCGUUUGGCUACGUCAUGGCGGACGUGAGCGCUGACAGUAUCACGGUGGAGCUGGCCCAGCGUGAACCUCUCGAAAAGCGUGGCAAGACGCAGUCGUGCAUCUACGCCGUGCGAACGGUCAUGGUGAUCGUGGGCCAGUUCCUUACUGGUUUCUUUUUCAAUGGAAAAGAGUACGGCGGUGACUUCAACUUCUCGCUGAGCUUCCCGCAGCUCAUGAUCAUCGUGGCCGUGCUGAUGCUUCCUGUGUUCCCGACGACGUGGUACUACAUCAAGGAGGAGAAGAGAGAGGCCGCCAACUUCAAAGAGUACAUCAGCAGCUUCUGGGACUUGCUCUGCAGUCGCGCGGUGUACCAGGUCAUCGCGUACAACUUCUUCUCGCACAUCUUCGCCGACAUCACGUACACCGGCAGCUCCCCAGUCCAGAAGUACAUGGUGGGCGUCACUCCCAUCAACAACACCAUCAGUAACAUCCUCAGCAACCUGCUCUUCAUGAUCGGCAUCAUGGUUACCUCGAAAUGGGGGCUGCACUGGAACUGGCGCUGGAUGAUCGUCGUCACUGGAGCUGUGGUGAUCGUCGUGGACUGUACAAUAACCAUGAUCGUCAUCUGGGACAUCUUCCGCAACCAGUGGUUCUGGCUUGGCCCUCCCAUUGCCGUCCAGCUCCCGUACGGCGUCGGCUGGAUCAUCUCGACUUUCGUGACUGUGGAACUGGCCGGACUGGGCAACGAAGCGGCCGUCUACGGCCUCCUGACGACGGUGACCAACGUCGCCGCGCCCUUUGGUUCAGCGUUGACGCUCGUGAUCAAUGCCCCGUUCAACAUCACGAACAAGCGGAUCCAACAGGACGACCACUCGAUUCGCAUGGAUCUCACCUAUACCAUCAUCAUCAUGUAUGCCAUGACCAUCUUUGCGUGGGUCUUCCUGCCCCUGCUGCCCAAGCAAAAGGAGGACACGCAACGACUGCUCCGCAAGGGCGGUCACAGCAAGCUCAUCGGCGGCGUCACGGUCGCCUACCUGAGCUUCGCGAUCGUGUGGUCCGUCAUGACCAACAUCAUGGCUAUCUUUGAGAGCACGGCGUGCCUCGUCAUUGCGGGGGGCACUGGCUGCUAA
Molecule: messenger RNA, 1737 nt
Organism: Phytophthora sojae
Lineage: Eukaryota; Oomycota; Peronosporomycetes; Peronosporales; Peronosporaceae
Exons: 1
Coding region: 1-1737 (578 amino acids)
Source: RefSeq, a predicted model, not a curated record